Messenger RNA from Aaosphaeria arxii CBS 175.79, 591 nucleotides. RefSeq lists its product as uncharacterized. The record is from RefSeq and is a predicted model, not a curated record. Lineage: Eukaryota; Fungi; Ascomycota; Dothideomycetes; Pleosporales. The transcript has 2 exons. Bases 1 to 591 code for a protein of 196 amino acids.
AUGUCGACUGUCCUGUGCGGCAUCUGCAAUGCUGAACCAAAGAAAUACAAAUGCCCAACAUGUUCAAUACCAUAUUGUUCCAUCGGCUGCUUCAAGCUCCAUAAGCCAAGCCAUGCCAAUGAAGCCUCCACUUCGAACACCUCGCAACCCUCUCUACCUGAAAUUCCACAGCCACCGCCCCCAGCUCCGAUGCCUUCGUAUAUCAAGGAGAAGAUAGAUUAUUCGCAAAUAUCCUCCGACCCAAAAUUUCAAGAACUUCUUCGGACCAAUCCAACGCUGUUAUCCUCGUUACAGAAAGUGUAUGCGGCAACAAUCGAACCCGAUCCAGACGAGGUGCGACAUGACCGUGGGGGAUUCUGGGGACGGAACCGAGGCCGCGGUAGAGGGCGAGGCCGGGGGCGUGGUCGAGGAGGCCGCUUUAAUGAUGGGCCCCCUAGAUGGACAGAGAAGAAAGGCGACGAUGACGCCCUGAAAAUACUCAAGAGCAUUCGACAGGGAAAACAAGGCAACCAAGAAAUGGCAUCUAUGGCAGAAUUCAUCAGUCUAGUCGAGGAAACUGUUGAAAAUCAGACUGGUCCCAAAAAGGAGUGA